Messenger RNA from Mesorhabditis spiculigera, 435 nucleotides. The record is from the annotation of a GenBank genome assembly. NCBI's taxonomy places the organism in Eukaryota, Metazoa, Nematoda, Chromadorea, Rhabditida, Rhabditidae.
AUGACGUUUCGAUUCGUAAAUUUGGAUUCAUCCGACACUCAGGUGGCCGCCACCGAGUGGUUGACGGCCCACCCGCUGCCACCAAUGAAGAAGCCCUCCCCGCUGGGCCGGCCGCCGCGAAAACCUCACGUCGGCACUAUCUCCACCAUCCGCAACAUCAUCACCAACAAGUCCAACGAGUCGAACAAGUCGACCUCCUCGAAGAAGAAGGAAAAGAUGUCCGCCUCCGGGUUGUUGACCGCCGGCCGCGACAAGUUGGAGAUCGUGGACGCAGGAGUCGAGGGCGGAAAGGAUGUUGAAGGAAAAGCCGGCCGACCGGAUGCUGGCUGCGUCGCCGAACAACCUGCCCGCGCCGAAGUUCCGCUCCCGCCACCAGCUGCCUCCAAUGAAGAUGCCCUCUCGGCUGAGCCGGCAGCCGCAAAAAGUAGGUUCCCG